AUGGAUAAAGCACGAGAAACACCAACCCUGCCGGCAGAUCCACCUGCAGACAAGGUAGCUGAUCCACCUGCAGACAAGGUGACCGAGGCAACGGCCUCCGGUAUUGUGAAGCUAACGAAGCGGGCCGUCAUCACGCAGAUAGUGAUCGCCGUCGCCGCUAACAUUACGACCAUCUCUUCCGGCAUGGGAAUUGGGUUUCCCUCGAUCGCAAUGAUGGAGCUGACCAACUCGACCACGUCCGUGGUGCUAACGGAAUCGGAUGCGAGCUGGUUCGCGUCCAUCACCGCGAUCAUGUGUCCUUUCGGUGGGUUACUGUCGGGCUAUCUGCUGGACAAAGUAGGCCGAAAGCGAACGCUUUACUGCAUCAACAUCAUUUCCAUCAUCUCGUGGGCCAUCAUGUCGUUCGCCAGUACCACGGACGAGUCCUUGCUGUUUGUAGAGCUGAUGGUCGCACGUGUCAUCAUCGGUAUCGCUAUCGGACUUUCUAGCACACCCGCGUCGGUUUAUGCCGCUGAAGUGGCCCACCCGCGCUUGAGAGGCCGUCUGACGCUGUUGACGGCGCUGUUUACCGGUGUUGGAAUGCUUUUGGUUUACUCACUGGGCUACAUGUUCAAGGAGGAUUGGCGCUACGUCUGUACUAUCAGCGGUGUGUUUACCGGCGUAUCACUAAUUAUCGCAAUUCCCUUACCGGAGUCUCCCAGCUGGUUGGUGGGUAAGAAACGACCUCAGGAAGCAGAACGAUACCUGAAGGUAAUUCGCGCCAUCAAGGAAGACAAUCACCCGGAGAUUCGGGCAGAGAUAAAGGCACUGGAGGAAAAUGUGGCCCGUUUCCGUGCGUCGGAAUCGUCGAAAAAGCCAUCGAAGCUGGUGCAGCUCAAGAAGCCGGAGGUCUACAAACCGCUCGGGAUCAUGUGCACCUUCUUCCUGUUCCAACAAUUUUCCGGCAUUUUCGUGAUCAUCGUGUACGCCGCCAGUUUCUCCGUUGAGGCAGGUGUAUCCAUUGAUCCGUUCCUGAGCGCGGUGCUGGUGGGGUUGACGCGCGUGGUGACCACCAUCUUGAUGUCGUUCAUCUCCGACAAGUUUGGCCGCCGCCCGCCGGCCCUUUUCUCCGGGUUCGGUAUGGCGUGCUGUAUGUUCGGUUUGGCGGCAUGCGCCGUAUACCCGGUCACCGACACACCGUACAACUGGAUACCGACGGCGCUACUCGUGGCGUUCAUCUUUACGGCUACGCUCGGAUUCCUCACGCUUCCGUUCUCCAUGAACGCGGAAGUAUACCCGACAAAGGUGCGCGGUUUAGCGUCCGGAUUGACCAUCUUCUUCGGCUACACCAUGUCGUUCAUCAUACUGAAGAGCUACCCCACGAUGGUGAACGUUAUUGGCAAUGAGAAUGUGUUCAUGUUCUUCGGACUGGUGUCCCUGCUGGGUAUCGUGUUCGUGUACUUCUUCCUGCCCGAAACGAAGGGCCGCACGCUGCAGGACAUUGAAGACUACUUCCGCGGUACCAAGAGUGCGGACGCGGACACAAACGAAGCGAAAGCGUAG
Molecule: messenger RNA, 1542 nt
Organism: Anopheles marshallii
Lineage: Eukaryota; Metazoa; Arthropoda; Insecta; Diptera; Culicidae
Product: facilitated trehalose transporter Tret1-like
Exons: 4
Coding region: 1-1542 (513 amino acids)
Biological process (GO): transmembrane transport
Cellular component (GO): membrane
Molecular function (GO): transmembrane transporter activity
Source: RefSeq, a predicted model, not a curated record